ACGCAAAGCCAGCUCGUCGCAUCCAGCUCAUACCAGCGACCCAAGUCUCUGCUGCAGCAUUAGGAAGGCUCCCGUUGGCUUUUAUCAAGCUCUCGUGCGACCUCGUGAUCAGGGAAGUGCCAACGCUCGCAAUCGCUGCAACCACCAGCUCAUUUGCAUUGCAGCUCAGCUCUCUGACACCCACGCGGCCCAGCAGCCGGAGAAAGUGACAAAUGGGUCGCGGCGGCCAGCGCCCGCCGUCGCUCAGGCAGCUGCAGAGCCCGCUCGUCGGGGACGUGGCGAAAGCCGGGCUCGCGCCGCCCGAGCCCGCGGCCGAGCGCUGGAUCCUCGACCCCAAGUACGCCAUCUACGCGUUCACGUACCUGCUGUCGCUGGCGACGGGCGCCGGCGCGCACCUCGUGCCCGCCCUGGCCAAGGCGACGCUCCUCCGCUACGUCGUGAACCACGCGUUCGUGGCGCUCUCCAAGUGGGACGCCUUCGCCGAGCCGCGGCGCAUCCACCGCAAGAACCCGCCCGCGCAGCAGCUCGAGCGCGAGCUCGACUGGGACGGGCCCGUCAUCCUGUCGCCGCUGGCCUUCGUGCUCGUCGACCUGCUGACGCCGUGGCUGCGGCCGGACCGCGUCGGGCCGUGCGACGCGCGGUCCGUGGCGGCGCUCUUCGCGGCGCACUACGCCUGCGUCGAGCCCGUCUACUACGCGUUCCACGUCUGGCUCCACGGCGACUGGGCCUACCGGCGGUCGCACGGCCACCACCACGCGUCCGUCGUCACCGAGGCCGUGUCGGGCACGUCGCACCCGCUCUACGAGAGCGUCGCCUACCUCGCGAACUUCUCGCUCGCGUUCCUCGUGCCGGCCUGGUGCGGCCGCUUCAGCCUGGGCCAGAUCCCGCUCUACUUCGUGUGGUUCGGACGCCGCGCGGAAAGCCAACGUCGGGCGCCCCACGCCGUCGACGCGACGUCGCCGCCGCGGAGGGGCACGAAGGCUACCCCCGCUCACCGGCUGAUUUCCGCGCAGGUUCGACGUCAUGAACUGCGCGGGCCACUGCAACUUCGAGUGCUUCCCGCGCUGGGCCCAGUGGGGCCCGCUCAAGUACUACGUCUACACGUCGUGCUACCACUCGCUGCACCACUCCAAGUACAAGUGGAACUACUGCCUCUUCUGCCCCAUCUGGGACCACCUCUGCGGCACGGCGCACCCGACGUCGCAGGCGCUCCACCGCGAGGUCACGGACCGCGCGCGCCGGCGCCGGCCGACGGACGUCGUCUUCCUCGCGCACGGCCACGACGUGCCCUCGAUGGUCACGCACGUGCCCUUCGUGUCGCCGUUCCUCUGCUCGGUCACGCACGCGACGGGCUGGGUCGCGACGCUGCUCUGGCCGCUGUGCUACGUCUGGGCGCGCCUCGCGCAGCUGCUCCUGCCGGCGACGGUCAUGCAGCGCUACCAGUACCGCGGCACGCAGGUCGCGACGUGGUGCCUGCCCGUCGCCGCGCGCUUCUACCUCAACAAGGGCGAGCGGCCCGCGAUCCAGCGCAAGCUCGAGGCCGCCGUCGACGCCGCGGAGCGCGCGGGCGUCCGCUACGUCGGCCUCGCGGCGCUGAACAAGGCCGAGUGGCUCAACGGCGGCGGCGAGGCCGUGCGCGCGCGCUGCGAGGCGCGCGGCUACGCCGUGAAGAUCGUCCACGGCAACGCGCUGACGGCGGCCGCCGUGCUCGAGACGGUGCGGCGGAAGACGCUGCCCGAGGACACGGUGUGCGUCACGGGCGCCACGGCCAAGAUCGGGCGCGCGCUCGCCAUCGCGCUCGCGCGCCGCGGCCACGAGGUCGUCUGCCUGACGACGGCGCCCGACCGCUUCGCCGACCUCGUGCGCCAGGCGGGCGCCGCGGGCGCGCGGCUGCGGCGCGCGCACACCUACGACGACGCCGCCGCGCUGCGGCCCGACGUCUGGCUCCUCGGCAAGCUCGCGUUCGAGUCCACGAUCCACCGCGCCGUCCGCGACGACGCGCUGGUCGUCGACUACGCGGUGCCGCACCUCGUGCCGCGGCCGUCGGCCAGGUACGCCUACGUGAACGGCGCGGCGCUCGUCUACGACGCCAAGGACACGGACCUCACGUUCUGCCACGACGUCCAGGGCACCGUGCCCGCCUGUCUCGCCGCCGCGAUCGUGCACGCGCGCGACGACCUCGGCGCGCACGAGACGGGGCCCAUCGACGUCGACGCGCUCGACGGCUGGUGGGCGCGCGCCGAGCGCCACGGGUUCCGCCUCAACCCCGGCGCCGCCGUCCGCUGCGCCUAGCGCGGCCGCCCGCCGGGCGCCGGCGGCGGCGCCAGUAGAUAUGAAUCGUCUCGUUUAUGCAAUCAUUGCAAUGGUCAAUCCCCUCGCUUGUGUCGCGCGCCCCCGGGUCGCCUGGGCCGCGGGACGAAGGCCCGGGUCAUAAUAAUCGAGC
Pelagomonas calceolata is the source of this 2443-nucleotide messenger RNA. The record is from the annotation of a GenBank genome assembly. Lineage: Eukaryota; Pelagophyceae; Pelagomonadales; Pelagomonadaceae.